AUGGAGUCACUACAACUGCAUUCUGAUGAAGCAGUGCGAACCAGACCCCAGCGGGAGAUACGGCUACCACAGCAUCUAGAUAACUAUGAAGUUGGAUAUCAACCUCCAGUUACAACCCCUUCUGCAGUCAUAACCCUGCCUGCAUCGACCACUACAGCUGAUCAUGGAGCAGCUGCAGUACCCAAACUGGUGGAACCAUCUCCACGUAGAGAGAAACCACACUCAUGCCGAAGCUCAGUGUCUUCUCACCACAGCAGGAAAUCCCAAUCCUCAUUUCACUCACUGUCCAAGGGCUCAACAGUCGAUGGGCUAUCCGAGCUGCAGAGUGCCAGGUUGGAGGAGAGAAUGAAGCGUAUGGAACUAGCAGAAGCACAGAGGCAAGUCAUGGAGCAGACCUUGGUUGACAAACAGUGCCUACUACUGGACAGACAAGCACGAGACGCCCUUAACGAGCAAGAGAUGGCACACAAGGCAAAAGAAGCUAUUUCCAAACAACAGAUACUGCAACGCCGACUGAAAGAGAAAGAUAUGGAAGUCGAGAGAGCGGCUCUAAUCACAUCAUUCCUGACCGAGGACGAGAUUACGAGCCCAUGCACCUCGAGGCCCCUGAGUGACUGUGAGUAUAACCACAAGCUCUUUGAGGGAGCUCUGCCUCUACCAACACACUCACACGGCCCCCCUGGUCUACUCCAUUCUACUCCCUACCUUCCUGCUCCAUCCCCACGCCAAACUUUGCUCCACUGCCAUCCCAAGUGCAGUUUCCUGUCCCACUCCCCCAAGCUCGAGUGCAACACAUGCCUCCGCCACAUCUACAGCCAGUGCCAAAGGAUACAAACAAUAUACCUUUUCCCACUCAGCAGCCCGUACAACCGCAUGUCACUGCACCUACCCCCAGCUUCAGAGGAGCAUCUGGCACAGAUCUGA
Messenger RNA from Knipowitschia caucasica, 924 nucleotides. NCBI's taxonomy places the organism in Eukaryota, Metazoa, Chordata, Actinopteri, Gobiiformes, Gobiidae. The record is from the annotation of a GenBank genome assembly.